This is a messenger RNA of Papilio polytes (common Mormon), 2172 nucleotides long. RefSeq names its product SWI/SNF-related matrix-associated actin-dependent regulator of chromatin subfamily E member 1 (gene Bap111). Bases 150 to 1952 code for a protein of 600 amino acids. Gene Ontology annotation, cellular component: SWI/SNF complex. Lineage: Eukaryota; Metazoa; Arthropoda; Insecta; Lepidoptera; Papilionidae. The record is from RefSeq and is a predicted model, not a curated record. Gene Ontology annotation, biological process: negative regulation of DNA-templated transcription. Gene Ontology annotation, molecular function: nucleosomal DNA binding; nuclear receptor binding. The transcript has 15 exons.
GGAAUAAAAUACUGUCAAAAUCAAAUGCGAUGGCAAAGUGACGCUAUCGUUUCCAACUUUUUGUUAAAGAAAUACUAAUAUAAACAUACAAAGGAUAUUGUUUCUAAAGUCCAAUUACAUUUUUAUACCUUACAGGUUGAGUUCUCCGUAUGGCAACACCAGGUUACAAACAGAACAUAUCAAUGUCUAUGCCAAGUCCGCAGAACAAUCCGCACUACAUGAUUGCGGGACCCCCAAUGAGUUUCGGUAUGAUGAAAGGCGGUAUGAAUGCACCGCCACAUAACCAAUACCAGUACCACCCGCAAUACCAAGGUGGGCCAGUGUCCCACGGGGGCUUCGGAGGGUGGCCGCCUCCACAACAACCGCGUUUCGCUGCAGAGAAUGCAAGGAGAGCCACCUCGGGGGGCGGGGGCGCCACCACGCAGGCCUCAAAGGAUGAUAAAACCAGUCCAUUUAUAUCUACCGUGCAUUCACAUCCUGGAUUUCAGCCACAAAAGAUCGGAAAAGGAUCUGGUGUAGGUUCUUCCCUACCAAAGCCACCGAAGGCUCCGGAGAAGCCACUAAUGCCGUACAUGCGUUACUCUCGUCGUGUCUGGGACAGUGUGAAAGCUGCUCACCCAGAUCUGAAGCUAUGGGAAAUUGGCAGAAUUAUCGGUGGCAUGUGGAGGGAUUUACCUGAAUCGGAGAAAGCUGGAUUUGUUGAUGAAUAUGAAGCUGAGAAGUCUGAGUACGAAAAGAGUUUGAAGGCUUACCACAACUCGCCGGCGUAUCUCGCAUAUAUCGCGGCGAAAAACAAAGCAGUAGUAGUAGGUAAUCUAGAAGAUGAAAGCUCAAGCAAGAAAGGAAGCUCACAGAAGGAACAGCAGCAACAAGACAGAAGAAUUGAUAUACAACCAGCGGAAGAUGAAGAAGAUCAAGAUGAGGGUUUAUCAGUGAAGCACGUGGCAUACGCACGAUAUCUACGGAACCAUAGACUUAUAAAUGAAAUAUUCUCAGACACGGUCGUGCCUGACGUCAGGUCUGUGGUCACUACCGCUAGGAUGCAAAUCUUGAAGAAACAAGUGCAGUCAUUGACAAUGCAUCAGACAAAAUUAGAAGAUGAAUUACAACAGAUAGAAGAGAAGUUCGAUGCAAAGAAGAGAAAGUUUAUUGAGAGCAGUGAGACAUUCCAAGAAGAAUUAAAGAAGCACUGCAAGCCAGCUGUGGACGAGGAGACAUUCCAGCGCAUGGUGGAGCGCGCCGUGGAGCAGCUGAGGCGCGGCGGACAGCCGCAGCCCCUCGCGCCACACCUCACACCUCACCUCGCCACUAGAAAGGAGGAGCCAAUGGAACAAGAUACAAAUCAGAUAAAAUCUGAAGCAAAUGGUCCGAACCCGCCCACACAAGUGGAUAAAGUUUCCACUACGGAGGUGAAGCCUGACAGCAGCACUACCACGGAGCUGAACAAGCCUGAAGAAGAAGCCGCUAAAGAACCUCCAGCUGAAGCUGCCCCUAGUGUACCUGAAGUUGAAAAUAAAGAAGAGAAGCCAGUGGAACUGAAAGUAGAAGCGAAAGAGCCUGUGGCCACGCCCCCAGCCGCCCCCGCGCCCGGCCCAGCCCCCGGCCCCGCCCCCGGCGUGCCGCAACCCCCGCCACAGCACAUCACCUCGCCGCCACACCACUCGAUGAUGAUACCGCCGAACGCGAACGCUCCGCCCCACCAGGGACCUCCCCACGCCGGCCCGCCCCCGCCCCCGGGCGGCGGCUACGGACCGGGCUACGGCGGGCGGUACUACGGCGGCUACGGCAGCGGCUUCCCCCCCGGAUACUACUACACGGGGGAGCACUACGCGCAUAUGCCGCACGCGCAUAUGCCACACCAUGCACCACACCCCGCACCCCACCCUGCGCCUCAUACCGCCCCCCACCACCUCAAACCGGAGGAAUCACAAGUAAAGAAAGAGGGCGAAUGAUUGUCACCUAAGCGCGUCGUCAAACGACGUCGCAAAUCCUCGCCGAAGGAACAACAGUGAACAGUGUGUACAUUGACGAAACAUGUACAGAAACAUCCGUUAUGUUUUUGUAUACUAGUGUUUUCAGUUAUAUUGACUCCUAGUGUUUGUGAAGUGUCAACAUUGAACAUAAAUAUAGAAGUAAGUUUAAGAUAAAAUUGGAUGUGAAAUAUAAUUUAAA